This is a messenger RNA of Aspergillus oryzae RIB40, 762 nucleotides long. RefSeq lists its product as uncharacterized. Lineage: Eukaryota; Fungi; Ascomycota; Eurotiomycetes; Eurotiales; Aspergillaceae. The transcript has 3 exons. Bases 1 to 762 code for a protein of 253 amino acids. The record is from RefSeq and is a predicted model, not a curated record.
AUGGAGCAGAUAAUGGCUUCAACAGUUCUCCCGAUGAGGUUCUCUAUGCUGCUGCGAACCAUAGACCCUAUAAAGUUCCUAUGGUCUGGGGCUCUUUUCCUUGGCGUUUUGAGCAUCUUCAUCUUAAUAACCAAACUUCCUGUCCAUAUCCUGCGGAUAUUCUACCCGCCUGUGUCAGUAUUCGUCCACGUGGGAUUGUUCAUAGUGUACAUCGUGUCGGCCAGCUAUCAAGCUGGUUCUGACAAGUCGGAUCCUAAGCACCUACAAUCAGGCCCACCGUGGUAUAUUACGAAGUCAUGCAGUGUUGCUUCGAAUAAAGAUAACAUCGGCUAUUGUCAACAAGCCAAGGCGCUCUUUGGUUUUACUAUCAUUAUCAUUGUUCUUUAUUUCGUCGAAAUUAUCGUGAGCGUCCACUCCUGCUUCGUGACCAAGGAGGAAAAGGCAGAGCGCGAUGAACUCCGCGAAGAAAAGAGAACUAUGAAGGAGUACGAAGAUAUGGUUCUCAGGACCCCCAGAACGUUCCCCAUGAUGAGCCCCGCGCUGCCUUCAGGGGGUACUACGCAGAUGAUGCCUACCAUGUCGUCACGGAGCCCUGAGUUCAGUACAUUCGGACAUGGAUCGUCAGAUCUUCCGCUCCGGGACCAUUUCAGCACACCAAACCCUCGUCCGCCAGCACAGCAAGAGUCAUCGGAAACCUUGGCACCGGGGAACCAGCCUCAGAUGUACUUUCCGCCGCCCCCUAAGAAGGCAGCGAAGGUGUGA